This is a messenger RNA of Pantherophis guttatus, 2957 nucleotides long. RefSeq names its product membrane frizzled-related protein (gene MFRP). Gene Ontology annotation, molecular function: protein binding. The record is from RefSeq and is a predicted model, not a curated record. Lineage: Eukaryota; Metazoa; Chordata; Lepidosauria; Squamata; Colubridae.
UUAACAAGUCCCUUCUCCCAAGGCUCAGUUGGCCAGGGAUGGGCUGUGAUCUUGAAAGCAAGAUCAGGGCCAGUUGGUUAAAUUAACCCAUCGCCUUCACCGGGAAAGGGGAAAAGCCAUCAAUUUGCAGCCCUCAUCUCACCCUUCGGAGAUCCUUCACCAAGGAGGAGAACUUCUGGUCCAUGCGUUGAACGUCAGAAGGUUCCUGGGAGAGCUGCCACUGCAGAAAGCCAGAUGCCACAGGAAGGGGGGACAUGUGGCAGCCCCAGACAGGCAGGGAUCCUGUCCACGUAUCCCCCAGCCUCCUUCCUAGCCAUGAAGGACUUCACCGAGGUCGUCUUUCACCCAGAGGCACAGAAUCAAAACCAGGAGACUGUCAUGUUGUCUUUGCCACCGAACGUGCUGAGGGAGUUCUCCAACCCCGUGUUUGAGGAGGACGGUGAGACGCUGACCCAGAACCAUCUGGAGGAGGAGAAGGGCAGGGAUGCCAAACUCGCCGCCAAUGGAUUUGCUCAGCAAGUGCGAGAAGCAGCCAGCAAGAAAUUCAAGCCAGACUGCAAAUUUUCCUGGCUAUGUGUGACCAUCCUGAGCCUUCUGCUCCUCCUCCUCCUGGCCUUGCUUGUGGGCAUCCUGGUCACCUACCAGCUAAAGUCCCCUCCUCCAAGCAAGCCCACUCUUGAGACUUUCCUCGGGCACAACGUCGCCAAUGCCACCUUCGCUUCGGUCAGGAGGACUUCUUGGGACCCCAUCUCCGCCACCGCCCCGUCUCAGCGAGAGCUGCAGGAAACCACAAAACCAGGGCCCGUGUGUGGAGGUGAACUUGGAGGCUCCGGGGGCACCUUCAGCUCUCCCAACUACCCCGAUUCCUACCCACCUAACGUCCUCUGCACCUGGCAGAUCCAAGUGAAGUUGGGAAUGGUGAUUCAGCUGAAAAUAGAAACCUUGGAUGUGGAGGCCUCCGAUCUGUGCUUCUACGACCGGCUGGAGAUCUACGAGGAGUCCGAUAGUUUCUCCCUUUGGGACAGGAGUACCAGGUACUGUGGCACUGUAGCCCCAGCGACUAUCAACACCAACUCUAACCAGAUAAAAGUUGGUUUUGUGUCCGAUGAUAAUACUGCUCCCUCCGGGGUUCAGGGCGAGGUACCGGGCCAUCCUCCCCAUGAAAAGAACUGCUCCUGGGACGAAUUCUUCUGUGACCAGGGGCUCUGCCUCCUGCCAGCCUUUGUGUGCGAUGGUCACCAGGACUGCCUGGACAAUAGAGAUGAAGUCAACUGUAGCGCCAAGCAUACAGGUUGUGGUGGGAGUUUGACCAGCUUGGAGGGACAGUUCUUCUCCCCAAACUACCCCAAACCAUACUCACAUCUACAGAUUUGUCUCUGGCACAUCUCCGUGCCUGUGGAUCACGUCAUCCAGCUGCAAUUCCACAACUUCAGCCUUGAGUCCCACGAAGACUGCAAUUUCGACUUCGUGGAGGUGUACGACAGUGCUGCCAUGGGGGCCAGCAGCCUCAUGGGUCGGUUCUGCAACUCCAAUCCGCCUCCUGUGUUGACUUCAUCCCAACACGUCAUGACCGUCCUGUUUGUGGCUGACGAGGAGAUUGUGGAUGAUGGGUUCUUUGCUGUCUACCGUGCCCACAACCUGAGUGAAAAAACGUGUGGACCUCUAGAAUUUGUCUGUGGAAAUGGCGAGUGUGUGGCUCAGGAGUUUGCGUGUGACAGCUGGAGGAACUGUCCGGAUGGAAGUGAUGAAGUCAACUGUACCAGCAUUUCUUCCACAUCAGUGGAGGCCUCCUGUGAACCCAUAAAGAUAGAAAUGUGCCAAGGUCUCAGCUACAAUUCCACCUCCUUCCCCAACAUCUGGCUGAUGAUCCCCCACCAACAGAGUGCUGAGGAGCUGCUACAAGACUACAUGAUGCUGCGGGACCUCAGGUGCUACCCUUACCUGCGUUUGCUGAUCUGCAGCCUCUUCGUCCCCAAGUGCAUCCCGGAAGGUGGCACCUUGCAGCCUUGUCGCUCCGUGUGUCUGGAGGCGGAGGAGCACUGCCGAAAGCCCCUGGCCCGUUUGGACAUCCUCUGGCCCUUAAACUGCAGCAUCCUGCCUGAUUCCAACAACCCCCUGGAGUGCUUCCUGCCUUGAGGAACCCCACCCACCCAGUGCCUGGACCAGAAAGAAGGAGGGAGGGAGGAACAGUUGGAGGCAACCAGGAGAAUUCCCAGUCCAGAAGAUCCUUUGAUCUGUUCAUCUCGCAGCAAGUCAUUACCGGUUGUGCCCCGGAAAUAUCUCCGGGGAAUCACUCCUAAAGUCCCCUCCGUUGACUCUCCUUCUGGGCUCCACUUCUGUCUCUAUUGAAUUAUAGAUUGCAAACAGAUCAAGGGUCUCUCUCUGUCCUAGAAUCCUAGAUUGUGGAGUUGGAAGGGAUCCCAAAGGUCAUCUAACCAAACUUUUUUUUUUUUAAUUCGAUUUAUAUGCCGCCCUUCUCCGGAGACUCAGGGCGGCUUACAAUGCAUUAAGCAAUAGCCUUCAUACUUUUGUAUAUUUAUAAAAAAUCAGCUUAUUGCCCCCACAAUCUGGGACCUCAUUUUACCUACCUUAGAAAGGAUGGAAGGCUGAGUCAACCUUGAGCCUGGCGAGAUUCGAACUUACAGUAAUUGCAGGCAGCUGAUGUUAAUCACAAUGCUAUUAGUCUGCUGAGCCACCAGGCCCAACUUCCACUUAAGUCAUCUCUGGCAGAUCACCAUCCAUCUUCUGAAGAUCUGCGGCCAAUGGAGAACCCAAACAUUUCAUGGGCCCAGCCUUUUCCACAAGCCCAGGGGUCUGCAACCUUAAACACUCAAAGAGCCAUUUGGACUUGUUUCCCACAGAAAAGAAAACACCGGGAGCCACAAAACCCUUCCGGUGCCUGACUAUUUCUUGAGUGGCAUAUGUAGUUGAAUUAAACGUCCUGUUUUCUUCUGAAA